AUGCACCCGGAGAAGGCCGAUCGCUUCUCGACGGCGUACUGCGAGUCCACCCUCCGAAAACGAAGCCGACCGACUGGUUACGUCCUUGGCGCGGCAUGCAAGCGUUGGAGGGAGAUCGCGCAUUCGACACCGCAUUUAUGGACGACCGUCGUGGUGAGGCUCAAGAAUGGGGAGGUGGAACAAUGUGCACAGUUCACGAGUGAUUGGCUUUCGCGCACCGGCAAGCUUCCCCUCACACUCGACAUUUACCAGCCCGAAGGUACGCAAACCUUCUUCGGGCCUCCACCAGCCUUCGACGCGUCCCCCAUCUUCGCUGCCAUCAAUGCACACUCGAGCCAGUGGGAGACCAUUGUCGCCAACAUCCACUGCGACUUGAUGCAGCUCCUGCGCGGCGACGGAAGUGGUGCCCCCAGGCUACGCACCCUCGACAUUGCGACAAUCGACAAGCGUCCGUCUCAAAACUCCCUUACCCCUCCCCUCGUAUUUUCUUUAUCAGGACCAAUGCCACGUCCAACGCGUGUCAGAUUACACCAAAUCCGACAUCCCUUUGCGGCCGUGACCUGGGACUCGAUCAAACAUUUAGAUAUCCAGGAAGUGUCCAUCACCGAAUGUUACGACAUCCUCCAAAGCGGGACCAACCCCGUCGAGUGCUACAUCGAGGAGAUCGAGAUCACAGACGAAUACGAAGCUCCACCACCACCCCAACAGUUUGUAUUGCCCCACCUCCGAGUGCUCCAUCUGCGAUGGAAUGAUGCACAAGAAGUCCUCCUCAAUGCUCUGACGCUGCCCUCUCUCUCAUCCCUGCGGACGAACGGGCCGCUGAGAGUCCUCCCAUCUCUCAUCACACGUUCGGGGUGCAAGUCGACCUUGACAGAGCUUAUUCUCUCUGAUAAGGAUACUACCGUAUUCGACCUCAUGCACGCCCUCGAGAAUGCGCCGCUCCUCGAACAACUGUCAGUCUCAAGCUUGACGCUCGACGACACGCUCUUCGAGCAGCUCAGCUCAACAACCUUCUUCCACCCCGCCCAGGCAGACGCGGAUGCGCAGGGUGUAUUCCUCCCUCACCUCAUGUCCCUAAGCAUCGUCUCUGAACCGGAGUUGUUCUCUUUCAAGGCAAUAACAUCCAUUUUCAUACCGGAGCGCGAGCCCUGGCAGGAAGGGUGGAAACGCCGCCCGUUGUUCCGCUUCUGGUUGGAGGUGAGCGACUCUGACGAUGGGUACGAACCAUUGGAGUGGAAUAUGCUCGAUCCAUGGCCAAUUGAUCCGCUCAUCAUUGUUCUUUUGAGAGCAAUAAAGGCGAGCGGUGUGGAUUUGCGGAUUUAUGAUGGGAUGGGGUUGGAUUUGUUUGAGUAUGACGAACGGGAUAAUUAG
Molecule: messenger RNA, 1371 nt
Organism: Cyclocybe aegerita
Lineage: Eukaryota; Fungi; Basidiomycota; Agaricomycetes; Agaricales; Hemipholiotaceae
Source: the annotation of a GenBank genome assembly